CAAUACAUUGUAAAGUUUUACUUGCUUCUCAAUGGCUCCUCCACCUACAAUUGCAAUUCCCCAGGUUUCUGAACAAGAAGCCCAGAUCGAGAAGCUAAAACUGUAUGACAUAAUGCUCGGCGCAGCUAAGCCCAUGGCUCUCAGAGCUGUUGUUUUGCUGAAUAUUCCGGACAUAAUUGCUGAGGCGUCAGGCUCUCUUACCCUAGAAGAAAUCGCUGGUAGUAUUUCAGCAUCUACUGAUAGCACACCUCACAUAGAAUAUCUGUUUCGUCUUCUGAGACUUCUAGCCUCCCAGGAAGUCUUUAUUGAGAUCCCACACCAGGAGGACUUCAGGCAGACUAAAUAUGGCCUUACAGGCCUUUCUAAAUUACUUGUUAAGGAAUCAAGAAAAGGAGGUGUGUCAGUGCAAAACUAUGUUCCAUAUUUGUUGGCAUUCAACAAUGAUAGUACCCUCAAGGGAUGGCUUCAUCUGCAUGAGUCUGUGUUAGAAGGCCGCGGUGCCUUCGAUAAGGCUUUUGGUAUGAGUUUUUGGGACUACGUUGCAAAGAAUCCUGAAACAAACAAGACAUUCAACGAGGCCAUGUCUUGUGACAGUCGUGCUGUCAUGUCUAGUGUUGUGAAGAUUUAUGAGGAGGGAUUUAAGAAGAUAAAUUCUUUGGUUGAUGUUGGGGGAGGUUUGGGCUCUGCCUUGUCCAAUAUUGUGGAGAAUUACAAACACAUCAGAGGAAUUAAUUUUGACUUGCCUCAUGUCAUUGCUUCUGCACCUCCGGUCGCUGGUGUACAACAUGUGAGUGGCAAUAUGUUUGAGCAUAUUCCAUCAGCUGAUGCAAUCUUGAUGAAGUGGGUUUUGCACGAUUGGAAUGAUGAUGACUGUGUCAGAGUGUUGAAAAGGUGUUAUGAGGCUAUACCAAAAAAAGGAAAAGUCAUAAUCGUUGAUGCCCUUAUUGUUGAAGGGAAAAGAGAGGAAGAUAACAAAGAAGAACUUCAAAGGGGUGUGGGACUAGAAUUUGAUAUGGGAAUGAUGCUAUUUUGUACUGGUGGAAAGGAGCGAUCAGAGAUGGAAUUUAAACAAAUUAUUAGCAAAGCUGGUUUCAAAAGCUACACCAUCUUCAAAUUGCCAUCUAUUCAAACCAUUAUUGAAGUUUCCAAAAUCUAAAUAAGUAUAGUUCAAUAUUUAAGGUUUUGAUCAAAACUAUAUUAUUAUUAUAUAAAUAAAUUACCAUCAUCACUUCAAGGAAUCAUAAAUUCCUCACUUUUUUAGGGGAGAGACAAUUAGUAGUUCUUAGAACUCUUUGGAUUGGUUUAGUUUCAAACUAUCUUGAGUCACUUGAUCUUUCAUUAUUGUUUCUCUUCUUCAAUUGUUAUGUGAGUGUUCUUGGUUGCUUCUAGUCCAUGGGUUAUUUGUUAUAUGAUGGUCAUUAUAGUUAUACUUUUUAUUAGGUUUGUAUAAGGUUUGGGGCCUUUCAAAACCUCUUUUUAUUUUUAAUAAAAAAAGUUUUUUAGUUGUGCA
Cryptomeria japonica (Japanese cedar) is the source of this 1510-nucleotide messenger RNA. RefSeq names its product (R,S)-reticuline 7-O-methyltransferase. Gene Ontology annotation, molecular function: S-adenosylmethionine-dependent methyltransferase activity; O-methyltransferase activity; protein dimerization activity. The transcript has 3 exons. Gene Ontology annotation, biological process: methylation. The record is from RefSeq and is a predicted model, not a curated record. NCBI's taxonomy places the organism in Eukaryota, Viridiplantae, Streptophyta, Pinopsida, Cupressales, Cupressaceae. Bases 32 to 1156 code for a protein of 374 amino acids.